Corvus hawaiiensis (hawaiian crow) is the source of this 13121-nucleotide messenger RNA. RefSeq names its product teneurin transmembrane protein 1 (gene TENM1). Gene Ontology annotation, molecular function: protein heterodimerization activity; protein homodimerization activity; cell adhesion molecule binding. Lineage: Eukaryota; Metazoa; Chordata; Aves; Passeriformes; Corvidae. Bases 538 to 8679 code for a protein of 2713 amino acids. Gene Ontology annotation, biological process: heterophilic cell-cell adhesion; neuron development; signal transduction. The record is from RefSeq and is a predicted model, not a curated record. Gene Ontology annotation, cellular component: membrane; neuron projection. The transcript has 34 exons.
CAGAGCCAGGAUAAACACUCCGUUACUCUCCCUCUAAACUGCUCUUCUGGGAGGGAGAGAAAAUAAAUAGGGAGCGAGAGAGACAUUUGAAGUAACCUUUUUAAGAAGGAGUCAGCAGCCAAUAGAACCUUUCUUCCUUUUUUUUUUUUUUUUUUUUUUUUUUUCCUUUUCCCCACUUCUUACUAGAGAAAUUCAUGUUACCUCAACAAUUAAGGAGAAGAGCCAGCAUCUAGGGUUCCAGGCUGUGAGGGGGAGUAGCAACUUGUACCAGCAGAAUAGCCCCGCCACAGUCUUCAGCUGAGCUUGCAGGACAUGGAGAGAGGCUUCACUGAGUCUUCACAAAGGAAAGAAUUUUCAAAUUAAUGAUUAGGAUUUGAGGUUCCAAUUAAAUCUGUGUUUGGGCCAUUGCUUUGCCUGCCAGUACUUAAUCUUUUUCGAAAGCCUCAUCACUUAUCUAAAACAAAAGAAGAACGAGGACUGUUUCCUUAAGGCAUUCCAGUGGCUUGUUUUCAUGACUUUGAGCCUAUUUAAUCAGAGAUGGAGCAGAUGGACUGCAAACCGUACCAGCCACUGUCUAAAGUUAAACAUGAAGUGGAUCUAACUUACACAAGUUCCUCAGAUGAAAGUGAAGAUGGUGGAAAGCAAAGGCAAUCUUAUGACUCAAGAGAAACUCUGAAUGAAUAUAGCCAAGAGCUAAGACUUAACUAUAAUAGUCAUAGCAGAAAAAGAAAAGCCAUUGACCAGUCCACGCAAGACAUGGAAUUCUGUGAGACUCCCCAUAUCCUGUGCUCUGGCUAUCAAACUGAUUUACAUGGUGUAGCUGAGCACAGUUACCCGCUGGAGGUGGGCUCGGAUGUGGACACCGAAACAGAAGGUGGUGCAUCCCCGGACCACGCCCUGAGGAUGUGGAUGAAGGGGAUCAAAUCAGAACACAGCUCCUGUUUGUCAAGUCGGGCAAACUCAGCAUUGUCCCUCACUGACACUGACCAUGAAAGGAAGUCUGAUGGGGAGAAUGAUAUGCCUGGUAGCCCACAUAACCAGUUCACCUUCAGACCGCUGCCACCGCCACCUCCCCCACCGCACGCCUGCACCUGCGCCAGGAAACCGCCUCCUUCAGCCGACUCCCUGCAGAGGAGAUCGAUGACCACCCGCAGCCAGCCCAGCCCUGCUGCCCCCACGCCCCCCACCAGUACACAAGAUUCGGUGCAUCUUCAUAACAGCUGGGUCUUGAACAGCAACAUACCACUGGAAACCAGGCAUUUCCUGUUUAAACAUGGAUCUGGGUCUUCAGCUAUCUUCAGUGCAGCCAGUCAGAACUAUCCCUUAACAUCCAAUACUGUUUACUCUCCACCUCCUAGGCCUCUUCCUAGAAGUACCUUUUCCAGACCUGCCUUCACUUUUAACAAACCUUACAGGUGCUGCAACUGGAAGUGCACAGCUCUGAGUGCCACUGCUAUCACAGUGACCCUGGCACUGUUGCUCGCCUAUGUCAUCGCAGUACACUUGUUUGGUUUAACCUGGCAACUACAGCCUGUGGAAGGGCAGCUCUAUGAAAAUGGAGUUAGCAAAGGAAAUAAAGGAACAGAAUCCAUGGAUACUACUUACUCACCAAUCGGAGGAAAAGCUUUGGAUAAAACAGAAAAAAAAGUAUUUCAGAAGGGCCGGGCCAUAGACACAGGAGAAGUAGAGAUUGGAGCACAAGUUAUGCAGACCAUCCCACCUGGUUUAUUCUGGCGCUUCCAAAUUACCAUACAUCACCCUGUGUACCUGAAAUUUAACAUUUCACUGGCGAAGGAUUCUCUGCUGGGAAUUUAUGGCAGAAGAAACAUCCCACCUACUCACACUCAGUUUGAUUUUGUAAAACUGAUGGAUGGAAAACAGUUAAUUAAACAGGAACCAAAAAACUCAGAGGAGCCUCAGCAAGCUCCCAGGAACCUGAUCUUAACUUCACUGCAAGAGACAGGUUUCAUCGAGUAUAUGGAUCAAGGAGCUUGGCAUAUGGCGUUCUACAAUGAUGGAAAGAAAGUAGAGCAAGUGUUUGUACUAACUACAGCUAUUGAAAUCCUGGAUGACUGCUCUACUAAUUGCAAUGGGAAUGGAGAAUGUAUCUCAGGCCACUGCCACUGCUUCCCAGGAUUCCUUGGUCCUGAUUGUGCAAAAGAUUCCUGUCCAGUGCUGUGCAGCGGAAAUGGAGAAUAUGAGAAAGGUCACUGUGUGUGUCGAAAUGGCUGGAAAGGACCAGAGUGUGAUGUUCCAGAAGAGCAGUGUAUUGAUCCGACCUGCUUUGGCCAUGGUACUUGUAUCAUGGGUGUCUGCAUCUGUGUCCCUGGAUACAAAGGAGAGAUUUGUGAGGAAGAGGACUGCCUGGAUCCAAUGUGCUCUGGCCAUGGUGUGUGUGUCCAAGGGGAAUGUCACUGCUCCACGGGCUGGGGCGGGGUCAACUGUGAGACUGCGCUGCCCGUGUGCCAGGAGCAGUGCUCAGGGCACGGCACCUUCCUCCUGGACACGGGACUCUGCAGCUGUGAGCCACAGUGGACAGGUUCAGACUGUUCAACAGAGCUGUGUACCCUGGACUGUGGCAGCCACGGUGUCUGCUCCAGAGGGAUAUGCCAGUGUGAAGAGGGCUGGGUGGGACCCACCUGUGAAGAACGGACCUGCCACUCCCACUGUGCCGAGCACGGGCAGUGCAAGGACGGGAAGUGUGAGUGCAGCCCCGGAUGGGAAGGGGACCACUGCACCAUUGCUCACUACUUAGAUGCUGUCCAAGAUGGUUGCCCAGGUCUCUGUUAUGGAAAUGGGAGGUGCACUCUUGAUCAGAAUGGGUGGCACUGUGUUUGUCAAGUGGGCUGGAGUGGCUCGGGAUGUAACGUUGUCAUGGAAAUGGUGUGUGCAGAUAACCUGGACAAUGAUGGAGAUGGCUUGACAGACUGCGUAGACCCUGACUGUUGUCAGCAAAGCAACUGUUACUCAAGUCCUCUCUGCCAGGGUUCUCCUGAUCCCCUUGACCUUAUUCAGCACAGCCAACCACCUUUCUCUCAGCAUCCUCCAAGGCUCUUUUAUGAUCGAAUCAGAUUCCUUAUUGGGAAGGAAAGCACUCAUGUAAUCCCAGGAGAUGUCUCCUUUGAGAGCAGACGGGCGUGUGUCAUCCGAGGCCAGGUUGUAGCAAUAGAUGGAACACCUUUGGUUGGAGUGAACGUCAGUUUCCUGCACCACAAUGAAUACGGAUACACCAUCAGUCGACAGGAUGGAAGUUUUGACCUUGUGGCUGUUGGAGGAAUCUCUGUCACUCUAGUUUUUGACAGAUCUCCUUUCAUAUCUGAAAAAAGAACACUUUGGUUGCCUUGGAAUAGAUUUAUCAUUGUAGACAAAGUUGUAAUGCAAAGAGCAGAGUCGGACACACCAUCUUGUGACAUCAGUAGUUUUAUCAGUCCAAACCCAAUUGUACUCCCUUCUCCCUUGACAGCGUUUGGAGGGUCCUGUCCUGAAAGAGGAACUGUUAUUCCAGAACUACAGGUGGUCCAAGAGGAAAUUGCAAUUCCUUCAAGUUUUGUGAAGCUCAGUUAUCUCAGUACUCGGACACCGGGGUAUAAAACUUUGCUGCGCAUUAUUUUGACACACACAACCAUCCCUUCUGGAAUGGCAAAAGUCCAUCUGAUAGUUGCUGUUGAAGGUCGUCUGCUUCAGAAAUGGUUUCCUGCUGCAGCCAAUUUGGUGUACACAUUCGCCUGGAAUAAGACAGAUAUAUAUGGACAGAAGGUUUCUGGUCUGGCUGAGGCAAUGGUGUCGGUGGGAUAUGAAUAUGAAACAUGUCCUGAUUUUAUUCUAUGGGAGAAGAGAACAGUAAUCCUUCAAGGCUUUGAAAUGGAUGCUUCAAAUCUGGGUGGCUGGUCUAUAAACAAACACCAUGUAUUAAAUCCACAAAGUGGAAUUUUGCACAAGGGAAAUGGGGAAAACCUGUUCAUUUCCCAGCAGCCUCCAGUCAUCUCCACUGUGAUGGGCAAUGGACACCAGAGAAGUGUCUCUUGCUCCAACUGCAAUGGACUUGCCCUCAACAGCAAACUCUUUGCCCCAGUUGCACUCGCUUCUGGGCCUGAUGGAAGUGUCUAUAUUGGGGACUUCAAUUAUGUCAGAAGGAUCUUUCCCUCUGGAAAUUCAAUUGGCAUAUUAGAAUUAAGGAAUAGAGACACAAGACACAGUACAAGUCCUGCACAUAAAUAUUACUUGGCCAUUGAUCCAGUGUCAGAAUCCCUUUACUUAUCAGAUACCAACACCAGAAAAGUCUACAAAGCAAAAUCUCUCACUGAAACAAAGGAUCUGGCCAAAAAUGCAGACGUGGUGGCAGGAACAGGUGAUCAGUGCCUUCCUUUUGACCAGAGUCACUGUGGGGAUGGCGGAAAGGCAUCCGAGGCCUCACUCAACAGCCCAAGAGGUAUCACUGUAGAUAAGCAUGGAUUUAUUUACUUUGUUGAUGGUACAAUGAUACGGAAAAUUGAUGAGAACGGUGUGAUCACAACAAUAAUAGGUUCAAAUGGCCUCACAUCAACCCAGCCAUUGAGUUGUGACUCUGGGAUGGACAUCACUCAGGUGCGGUUAGAGUGGCCAACAGACCUCACAGUGAACCCUCUGGACAAUUCACUGUAUGUCCUGGACAACAACAUUGUCCUGCAGAUCUCCGAGAACAGGCGUGUGCGGAUUAUUGCGGGGCGCCCCAUUCACUGCCAGGUGCCCGGCAUCGACCACUUCCUGGUGAGCAAGGUGGCCAUCCAUUCCACACUGGAGUCAGCCAGGGCCAUCGCCGUGUCCCACAGUGGAAUCCUCUACAUCGCAGAGACAGAUGAAAGGAAAAUCAACCGUAUCCAGCAGGUCACAACCAAUGGCGAAAUCUCUAUCAUUGCUGGAGCCCCAUCAGAUUGUGACUGCAAGAUUGAUCCUAAUUGUGAUUGUUUUUCAGGUGAUGGUGGAUAUGCCAAAGAUGCAAAGCUGAAAGCACCUUCUUCCCUAGCAGUGUCUCCCGAUGACACGCUGUACGUGGCAGACCUGGGCAACGUGCGGAUCCGCGCCGUGAGCCGGAACAAGGCUCACCUCAGCGACACCAACCUGUACGAGAUCGCCUCGCCCGCCGACCAGGAGCUCUACCAGUUCACCAUCAACGGCACCCACCUGCACACGCUCAACCUCAUCACCAGGGACUACAUCUACAACUUCUCCUACAGCGGGGAGGGGGAUGUUGGCACCAUCACCAGCAGCAACGGGAACUCGGUUCACAUCCGCAGGGACACGAGCGGGCUGCCCCUGUGGGUCGUGGUGCCGGGGGGCCAGGUCUACUGGCUCACCAUAAGCAGCAAUGGGGUUCUGAAAAGGGUGUAUGCCCAAGGCUACAACCUGGCCCUGAUGACAUAUCCUGGAAACACAGGGCUUUUAGCAACCAAGAGCGAUGAAAACGGAUGGACAACUGUGUAUGAGUAUGACUCUGAUGGCCACCUGACCAAUGCAACCUUCCCGACAGGGGAAGUCAGCAGCUUCCACAGCGAUGUUGAAAAACUGACACGAGUGGAACUUGAUACUUCAAACAGGGAGAAUGUGAUCACAGCCACAAACUUCUCAGCUACCUCUACAAUUUAUACUUUAAAACAAGAUAACACACAGAACAUCUACCGGGUCAGCCCAGACGGGUCUCUGAGAGUCACCUUUGCCAGUGGAAUGGAAAUCACACUUAACACGGAACCUCACAUUCUAGCAGGGGUUGUCAGCCCCACAUUAGGGAAGUGCAAUAUCUCCCUUCCUGGAGAGCAUAACUCAAAUCUCAUUGAAUGGAGGCAAAGGAGAGAGCAGACGAAAGGCAAUAUCUCUACGUUUGAGAGAAGGCUAAGGACCCACAACAGAAACCUGCUCUCCAUUGACUUCGACCACGUAACCAGAACAGGAAAGAUUUAUGAUGAUCACCGCAAAUUCACUCUUCGAAUUAUGUAUGACCAGACAGGACGCCCCAUUUUAUGGUCCCCCAUCAGCAAGUACAAUGAGGUCAAUAUCACUUAUUCACACUCUGGAUUAGUCACCUAUAUCCAAAGAGGAACCUGGACUGAGAAAAUGGAGUAUGAUCCAAGUGGGAACAUCAUUUCCAGAACAUGGGCAGAUGGUAAAAUAUGGAGUUACACAUAUCUAGAAAAGUCCGUGAUGCUCCUGUUGCACAGCCAGCGGCGCUACAUCUUCGAGUACGACCAGUCGGAGUCGCUGCAGUCGGUGACGAUGCCCAGCAUGGUGCGCCACGCCCUGCAGACCAUGCUGUCCGUGGGCUACUACCGCAACAUCUACACCCCUCCCGACAGCGGCGCUGCCUUCAUCCAGGACCUCGCCAGGGAUGGGCGGCUGCUGCAGACCUUGUACCCUGGCACAGGGCGCAGGGUCCUGUACAAGUACACCAAACAGUCGCGGCUCUCCGAGAUUCUGUACGACACUACGCAAGUCACGUUCACCUACGAGGAGUCUUCUGGGGUUAUUAAAACAAUACAUUUAAUGCAUGAUGGGUUCAUCUGUACCAUCAGAUACAGGCAGACAGGUCCACUUAUUGGUCGCCAAAUCUUCAGGUUUAGUGAAGAAGGGCUUGUGAAUGCCAGAUUUGACUACAGCUAUAACAACUUCCGUGUCACAAGCAUGCAGGCGAUGAUCAAUGAGACGCCCCUUCCCAUAGAUCUGUACCGUUACGUCGAUGUUUCUGGCAGGACUGAGCAAUUUGGAAAAUUCAGUGUCAUUAAUUACGAUUUAAACCAAGUUAUAACCACCACUGUGAUGAAACAUACCAAAAUCUUCAGUGCCAAUGGCCAGGUGAUUGAAGUACAGUAUGAAAUUCUCAAGUCUAUUGCUUACUGGAUGACCAUCCAGUAUGAUAACAUGGGUCGCAUGGUGAUCUGUGACAUACGUGUGGGUGUAGAUGCCAAUAUAACAAGGUAUUUUUAUGAAUACGAUGCUGAUGGUCAGCUCCAGACUGUGUCUGUGAAUGAUAAAACCCAGUGGCGCUAUAGCUACGACCUUAAUGGCAACAUCAACUUGCUGAGCCAUGGGAACAGCGCGCGCCUCACUCCUCUGAGAUACGACCUGAGAGAUCGCAUUACCAGGCUUGGGGAAAUUCAAUAUAAAAUGGACGAAGAUGGUUUUCUCAGGCAAAGAGGCAAUGAGAUCUUUGAGUACAACUCUAAUGGUUUGCUGAACAAAGCAUAUAACAAAGUGUCUGGCUGGACUGUGCAAUACUGUUAUGAUGGUCUGGGAAGACGAGUUGCAAGCAAAUCAAGCCUCGGACAACACUUACAGUUCUUUUAUGCUGAUCUCUCCAACCCAAUAAGAAUUACUCACUUGUACAAUCACACUAGCUCAGAAAUAACAUCCCUAUAUUAUGAUCUGCAAGGUCAUCUCAUUGCAAUGGAAUUAAGCAGUGGAGAAGAAUAUUAUGUUGCUUGUGAUAACACUGGGACACCUCUAGCUGUGUUUAGCAGUCGAGGCCAAGUCAUAAAAGAAAUUUUGUACACCCCAUAUGGAGAGAUAUACCAGGACACUAAUCCAGAUUUUGAGGUUAUCAUUGGUUUUCAUGGAGGACUCUAUGAUUCUCUUACUAAAUUAGUGCAUCUGGGUCAGCGGGACUAUGAUGUCAUUGCUGGUCGGUGGACGACACCAAAUCACCAUAUAUGGAAGCACCUGAAUGCUGUCCCACAACCAUUUAAUCUCUACUCAUUUGAAAAUAAUUACCCAGUUGGAAGAAUCCAAGACGUUGCUAAGUAUACUACAGACAUUGGAAGUUGGCUAGAGCUGUUUGGUUUCCAGUUGCACAACGUGCUGCCUGGAUUCCCAAAACCAGAGAUGGAAGCUUUGGGGACAACAUAUGAACUUCUACAGCUUCAAACAAAAACCCAGGAGUGGGAUCCUGGAAAGACUAUCCUUGGCAUUCAAUGUGAACUACAAAAGCAACUCCGAAACUUUAUCUCCUUGGACCAACUUCCUAUGACACCCAGGUACAGUGAUAGCAAGUGUUCUGAAGGAGUGAAGCAACUGAGAUUUGCAGCUGUUCCUUCAGUAUUUGGAAAAGGCAUCAAAUUCGCUAUAAAGGAUGGUAUAGUGACAGCUGACAUUAUCGGGGUGGCUAACGAGGAUAGCCGGCGCAUUGCUGCCAUCCUCAACAACGCUCAUUACCUGGAGAACCUGCAUUUCACCAUUGAGGGCCGGGACACCCAUUACUUCAUCAAGCUGGGCUCUUUGGAGGAAGAUUUGGCCCUGAUUGGCAGCACCGGAGGGCGCCGCAUCCUGGAGAACGGCGUCAACGUGACGGUGUCGCAGAUGACAUCAGUGAUCAACGGCAGGACUAGGCGCUUUGCCGACAUCCAGCUCCAGCACGGCGCGCUCUGCUUCAACGUGCGCUACGGAACCACGGUGGAAGAGGAAAAGAACCAUGUCCUGGAGGUAGCCAGGCAGCGAGCUGUGGCUCAGGCCUGGACUAAGGAGCAGAGGCGGCUGCAGGAGGGGGAAGAAGGAAUUCGAGCGUGGACAGAUGGAGAGAAACAGCAGCUUUUAAGCACUGGACGGGUACAAGGCUACGAUGGAUAUUUUGUUUUAUCUGUGGAGCAGUAUCUCGAACUUUCUGACAGUGCCAAUAAUAUUCACUUCAUGAGACAGAGUGAAAUAGGCAGAAGGUAACAAAGAAAAUCUCUGCCUUUGCAUCACCAAAGACUGCCUGUUUUUAAACGUAAAAUGGUAUAUUGUAUUGGUUUUUCUAGAUCAGAACUCUGUAUAUAUAAAUAUAGAGGAAAAAACAUAUCCAACUGCCUUUAAAUGUGACAGAAGAUGGUAUUUUAAUAUCGUUUGUUAACUCUUUGAGAGAUGACAGUGACAAUUUUUAGUUCUUGUGUGGCAGUAUUCAAAAAUUUCAGAAGCAGAGUCCUGCAAGCCGAGCGGCGCGACCUGCGCGCGAGGUGCCUGGGGUGACACCGCACAGCCCUGCAGGGUAGGGGUGAGUGCCACGUGCUCUGCCUUCUCCUAAAGAAACACGACUUUUUUGUUGUUGAUUUAAUAAUUCACCAGUUAUUUAAAUGGUUACAGAGCCUGAUUCUGCAACCCAUAUUUACUGGGUGGCUUUUAUCCCAGUGAGAUCUCCCAUAAGUUCGAGGGAUUGCAUACAGAAACCAGACUGUGUAUGGAAACUUCGCAGCUGCUCACCAACCCCACACAUGUUCCUCAGAGUUAAGAGCUAAGGGAUUUCCUAACCUGGGAAAUCUGCCUUGGGUUGGCUUCAGUAUGUACAAGGAUGUCCCCUAUGGCCUUUGCUCAGUUGUGGCCACCCCUCAGCUGCUCCAUGCUGAAUAUCACAUUGUGUCCACUCGUGCAUGUCAGGCCUCUCUCCCAGGGUUUCCCUCGGCACUGGGAUUUACUAGGGUCUGGCAGUACACACACAGCUGCCAGUCUGCUUGGUGGCACCAUGUUGGUCAGGCUUCAGCCAGAGAUGGGGUAGCUAAAGCAGGCUUAGUGAGCACUGUAGUCUUCAGGAGGCUCUUCACUGGCAUGUGUGUUCCAGGCUGGACUUUAACCCAGUGCUCUGGGGACAACCAGCUGGGAGCCCUCACAGAGCAGUAUCAGGCCAUGCAGGAUUGGUCCUGUCUCUAGUCACUGGGCCAGGACUUGCCUUCACACAGAUGAUUUGGAAGUUGCAGUGUUGUUGGGUUUACGCAUCGUGUUCUUUUCAUCUCAAAUUAAUAAUCCUGUUGUAGUACUCAUUUUUUCGAGUCUGAAGAAGAUUGGUGGGUUGGGAGUUGAUGAACCUAAGUGUGGGUAGUAAAUAUGUUGAUAAACGUAGAACAUUUCGGGGAUGACUCUUCACUUUUCAGCUCAAUAUCUAGAGCACAUAGAAAAGCAUUAUAUUGCAUGGACAGAAAUUUUUAUUUCCCAAGGUAUCAUGCACUACUGGCACAGUUACUUCAUAGCAGAGUAGGUGAUCCUUCCUCCAGCUUGUCAUUUUUAAAAGACCUGAUUAUCAGGAGGUGGGGGAGGCACACAGGGAGGGGGGGAUGGGCAAGCAGUUUUCCAGAGGGAUCUAGAAGUCUUGUUACAGAGCCUGUGUAGCCAUAACAGUGAAGUUAUUGCACAUUUCUUUCAGAACAGACAUAGUCAAUAUAUUGAAAAGAUUUCUGCUCGUAUUUACGGAAGCCAAAAAAGUGCAUUCUUUAUCUUUUUUUCCUUUUUUUCCCCCAGUUUUCUUUUUUCCUUUGUUUUUUGGGCAAGUGGAGCAGACUGUACCCAAGUUAGAGAUGAGCCUGAAUUGGCAGCUGAGACCUGAGCCCCUCCCUGGGGUUUGAUCUCAGGUCUCAGCCUCACCCCGUUACCGUCUCUUCCCAGAUUCCUUUUGCUCCCCUGGGAGCCAGCGCAGCUUUGGGGGGUGCAGGAUCAGGCUGAGUAGGAGCCUGGGCGCUGAAAUCCUCCUCUGUCCCCAGCCAGGGGGAACUAUGGACCAAAAUCUGCACAUACACCUUGUGAUCAGGCUCAUCAUUAACUAAUGUACAGAACAGAGAGCUGGCAAUAUCCAGGUUUGACAACAUCCAGGUUUGACAGCUCAGAUUUCUGUAAUUUUCCAUAAAAUCACGGAGAAUUUGAAUACCUCCACACUAGCCUAAAAAUGGACCUUCAAAUCCUUGAGCCUCUAAUACGCUUUUAAUCAAUGGAAGAAUAAUUUAUGAAUUGUAUAUAGAGAGUGCAUUCAUAAAUGUGAUGAUGUAUUUUAUCACUGAUCCAAGAUGUCAAUAUUAGAGUCUAUUUUACUUAUAUUUUAAGUAAUUAUACUUUUUUGCAAUUCAGUAAUGAGGAUCAUUUUCAAACUGCUUUAAAUAUCCAUUAUAAACAAAUAUUUGAAGCUAUUAGAGUUACCUUGAACUGUGCAUUUCUAGUAUGUAAUACAUAUUUAGUUAGCUUGUGCCUUUAGUUUCUUAAAGUUAUAUUUGUAUUAUAUGCAGGAAAUGCACUUUGUAUUACCUACAGCUGUGGUUUUUAAUACUGCCUUGAUUACUGUUGUUCUCAUGUUAUGCCAAAAGGUCGAAGAGUGAAAUGUGUUACAAGUUUGUCUUUGAAAGUAGAUUUGGCAUUUUCCCAUUUCCUGGGUGCAGUCUAAUGUACAUUUUGAACAAUAUUUCUUAUGAGAAUAUGGUUUUGUUAAGACUCACGUGACAUUACAUGGCCCAGUUACAAAAGCAGAAAAAAUGCCUUCAUCAUAACAGUUUCUUAAAUUUAGGAAACUAAAUAUAAAUGUCGUGUUGAGAUGACAGUGCUCAAGAAAUGAGUUAUGCUGAAAGAGCAUGGGGGAGAUUGAAGUCAUAUCGUAGCUAUACAUGGGCCAGCCAGCAGUGAUUUGUGAGAACUACAUGAACAAAUAGCUUUGGACCAUCUUGAUCAUGAACAACCUCAGAUGGAGGCAAGGAAUAUUUAAGUCUCCAUUUUUUUUCCUUAGUAGUUAGAGCAAUUUCUCAGUGGGUUUUUUGGUGGGUUUGGGUUUUUUUAUAUAAUUCUCCAUUUUCUUCCUUUUUUUUUUUAAUUUUGUAUUUUGCACUAUAACCUAGAGACCCAGUUGAGAAAAAAGAAAAACAAUCGCGUGGAAAUUUUUACUGUUAUUUAGAUCAGAUAAUUUGAUGCUAGCGUUCUGCACUGCAAACAAGGUUCUGAAAGAGGGAAAAAUAAUAUCAAAUAAUUAAAAGAAAGUAUAAAUUAAAAUAAAAAUUUUAAAAAUACACUAUUGCACACUAUCCUGUAGCAAAGUACCUACCAUGAAAAAAACAUGCUAUAUUUUUAAUGACAGCUAAACAAAUAGUGUGUACAAGUAACAUUUCCUUUGCUUUCAUAUUUAUUUAGUAAAUCUAGAACAUUUCAAAGUUAUAAAUAUAUAUAUAUAGAUAUCUAUGUAGAACAUAGCCAAAUAAAUAUAUAUGAACUGGUCAAUGUGCAACUGGGUAUAUACACCUUGGCUCUUUGGUUUAAGCUCUCUUGCAUCCCUCAGCUGGGCCCUGGGCAGAGGUGGCCUCAUGCCCUGGCCGUGCUCUGGGGUCCCACCCUGCACCCCCUGCCCACGGAGCCCCCGGCAGCGCCCAGGGCUGGGCCAGGGGCAGCAGCUCCUCCAGGGUGAGCGAUGGGCACUGUUGGAAGUCAAGGUGCUGUUCCAAAAGGGAAAGUGGUUUAGGCAGAGGAGCUCGUGGUUUAACCGAGCUGAAGGAGACAGGCAGUGCCCCGGCGUGUCCCUGUAUCCGGGGCAUUUGCUGGGGUGCAGCUGAUCCAACGCAGUGACACCCAGGUGACACCAGGCUCAGGCUGUGCCGACAGUCCCAAGGGUUUUCCCAUCAAACACUGGCUGUUAUUUAAACCUCUCCUUGAUAAAAAACAUUGCCAGGUUGAAAGCACUCUGACUGCCAGAGGAAUCACUUCCAGGCAGAAACUGGGAAUGGUGGAGUUGGACUUGCUGUGGAUUUGUCUGGGCGUUUGUCACCUGGCAUUAUUUGUCUAAGGAAACGUGUUUGACAAUUUCCAGUUUUUCCUUAGAUCUCGUGGUGGACUUUAGCCUUUUAAUAAAUGUUAGUAUAUCAGAUCGUGUCCUUGACAGUAUUUUACUUGUAUGAACCAUGAUAAAACAUUAAAAUCUUCAUACUCUUCUGGCAGAAGUGUCAAUAAACAAGAACGAGAAGCAUAGCAUACGAUAUAUGUCAAAGUAAUGUUCCUUUUUAGCUUUCUCAUCAACAGUAAAAAAUGUUUACAAUGUAUGCCAAGAUCUUCACUUUCUGUCUAACACCAGUUAGAGGUUCUGAUCUUACAGAAAUUGUGUUAUAAUGGCCUCAGCCUCGUUGCUAGGAAACAAUAGAUCCCAAUUUUUUUAUUCCUGCUCUAACUCCUGUGCUGAAUAGUGACUGGAUACUGUACAGGUUUAUGUUAUAUGGCUGCAGUUAAAUGGUCUGAUGCAUUUUGCUCUGGGUUUCAGACCAGAAGCAUGCAUUUUCUACAAGAACAUCCCAGCAACACACUGUAAAUAUUGAAAGUUAAUAUAUUAUGUGUCAAUAUUUGAAAAAGAAAGUACUUUGACUAUUUCAUUUUUAAAAAAUAAAGGUGCAAACUUA